UCAAAACAUGACUACCAACCCGUUUACUAUCGCACAAACCGAUCAAAAUCGUCAUGUCGUGGCAAAUCGUCUUAUCAAAUCCGGUGAAGUAAUCCUUACCGAAACUCCCUUUGUUUACGGCCCAAAAUCAGGAUCMCCCGUUUUGUGUCUUGGUUGUUUCGAAUGCGUUGACUCAAAAACAUACUGUACGAAAUGCUCAUGGCCGGUUUGUGGACCCGAAUGCGAAGCAUUAUCUAGUCACAAAGACAACGAAUGUGAAAUUUUCGCUAAAAAUUGUGUGAAAUUUCAAGACGUGGACGACCCGUACGAUGUUUGUUUGCAAUACGAGGGUAUAACACCCCUGAGGAUGCUUCUAGCGAAGGAAAAAGAUCCGAAACGGUGGCUGGAGGAAAUCGAGGGGUUGGAGUCCAAAAAUGAGAUUCGCAAAAUUAAUACCAAAAUUGUGGACUUUGUCCGAAAUGUGUGCAAACUGGAGUUUUGUGACACUUUAAUACACACCAUUUGUGGGAUUCUCGAAGUCACUGCGAUAGAUGUGAGGGCCUCUUCGGGGUAUUUGAUUCGUUGUUUGUAUCCGAAAUUAUCACUAAUUUCGCACAAUUGUGUCACAAAUUUGUUUCAAACUGUGACUCCCAACGAUUUCAAAAUCACACUCCGAGCAUCUGUGAAUAUUCCUGAAAACCACGAGUUAUUCUAUAACUACGUUUACCCCCUUUGGCCCACUCUAAUCCGACGCGAUUUUUUGAAAGAAAACAAAUAUUUGGAUUGUCAAUGUCGAAGAUGUAGUGACAAAACCGAGCUUGGGACACAUCUAAGCACCCUGAAGUGUAGCAAAUGCGAUAAUGGUGUAAUUCUGAGCACUGAUCCUUUGAACGAUUCCUGCGACUGGAAUUGCACUCAUUGCGAGUUCAAAACCAACGCUGUUUCAGUCCGAAAAGUCUACAAAAUAGUCCAGAGUGAAAUCGAAGCUAUUCAAAUGGUUUCAGGGGCUGAAGGAAUCGAGCAACGCGAGGCUAUUUUCAGGAAAUAUCGUUCAGUUUUCCACCCGAAAAACGCCUACAUGUCUAUACUUCGUGUCGACUUGACGCAAUUAUACGGACGAGCUCCUGGUUACACCAUUCAUGAACUCCCGGAUUUAUUACAGGAACAUAAAGUGGAGUUGUGUUAUCAAUUAUUGGAAGUUUUGGAUGUGGUUGAGCCUGGAGUUUCGAGACUUCGGGGAAUCACACUCUAUGAGCUUCAUGCCCCUUUGAUUUCACUCGCGAGGAAUGAGUACAAGUCGGGGUUGAUCACUCGGGAGGAUUUCAGGAGGAAAAUGCAAGACGCUGUGGAGCUGCUUGAAAAGUCUGUGGAAAUUUUAAAGUGGGAACCGGAAAAUUCAAUCGAAGGGGAAUUGGCGAUUGUGGCGAAACAAUCGUUGGAGAAUUUGGUACAAAAUUUUGAUUUACUCAUCCAAACUGCGUGAUUUAUUGUGACAAGUGUAAUAAAAUCUAUUUUUUUCUCUUGUU
Tribolium madens (black flour beetle) is the source of this 1505-nucleotide messenger RNA. RefSeq names its product SET domain-containing protein SmydA-8-like. Bases 8 to 1462 code for a protein of 484 amino acids. The record is from RefSeq and is a predicted model, not a curated record. The transcript is spliced from 2 exons. Gene Ontology annotation, molecular function: protein binding. NCBI's taxonomy places the organism in Eukaryota, Metazoa, Arthropoda, Insecta, Coleoptera, Tenebrionidae.